Molecule: messenger RNA, 1292 nt
Organism: Dimorphilus gyrociliatus
Lineage: Eukaryota; Metazoa; Annelida; Polychaeta; Dinophilidae
Source: the annotation of a GenBank genome assembly
AUGCUCACUUUCUUACCUUGCUUGUACGUAGAUCAUAGUCAAUAAUGUCUCAAAAAGUGGGAAAACACAAUAAUAAAGUCUAUAAGGUCGUUUUAACAGGUGGACCCUGCGGAGGAAAGACUACUGGACAAGUAAGACUAUGUUCAUUCUUUGAGAACAUCGGUUGGAAGGUGUAUAGGGUUCCCGAAGCGGCUAAUACUCUCCUAUGCGGAGGAGUUAAGUUCACGAGUUUAUGUGAAGAAGAGAUUUACAAAUUUCAAGAAAAUCUUGUGAAAACAAUGUUACAAUUAGAAGAAACAUUUUUUGAAUUGGCAUCAACUUGCAAUCAGAAUUGCCUUGUAAUUUGUGAUCGUGGUGUCAUGGAUGCUACGGCCUAUAUGAAACCAGGACAAUGGGAUCGAAUGAAGGAAACAAACGAAUGGAAUGAAGUUGAAGUUAGAGAUAGUAGAUAUAAUCAGGUUAUACACAUGGUUUCAUCUGCACUUGGAGCUGAAAAAUAUUAUUCAAUUGAUGGUCAUGGUUGUCGAUCGGAAGAAUUAGAUUUCGCAAGAGCAUUAGAUCAGGCAGUAGCCAAUGCAUGGGUUGGACAUCCUUAUUACGACGUCAUUGAUAAUACGACAGACUUUGAACGCAAAUUGUCCAGGAUGAUAGAUUCCGUUUGCAAUCGUUUAGGAAUUGAUGUUAGCGAUCGUUUAGGUCCGAAUAGUAAAAAGAGAAAAUUCCUUAUUCGUUCUACACCACCAGAAGAGGCUUUUGAACAAUUUCAAGAUUUUAUUGUUGUUCACGACUAUCUCGUAACAUUAGAUAAUAAGCAGCAAGCAAGAGUUCGACGCAGAGGUCAACACGGACAUUGGACUUAUACACAUACUAUUCGUAAGAGUGUUGUUAACGCGGAUUUAGUUGAAAUUGUUGAGUCAAAAGUUCAAAUUUCAUCCAGGGAAUAUAAGCUUUUAAUUGCUCAAAGAGAUAAUUCACACUAUACUGUGUACAAGAAAAGGAGGUGUUUUCUAUGGGGUAACCAAUAUUUCCAAUUGGAUUUUUAUCAACCCCCUUGUCCAGCCAAAUGUGAUGAUCUGAUCAUUUUGGAGACUUACACUGCCAAGAGUGAUAAUUUGGAUCUUCCGUACUUUUUGGAGGUUGAAAAAGAGAUCACAACUGAUAAGGCUUACUCUAUGUAUAAUCUCUCUAAGAAGAGCGACUCCUCUUUCGAGAAUAAAACAAAUAGCGUAGCUACUCAUUAUUCAAUGGGUAAUUCAAAAAUGAACGGAACCGCAAUCGAUACCGAAAAAUAA